GUCCGAUGUCCCCCUCAUUUGAUGGUUGAAUAGUGCGGAUCCUUGUUCAUCUACAGUCACAUCCUGUACACUGUAGCUUAAUGGAGGGUUUUCCUGUCCACUGACCUAAUAGGCUGCCUUUCCGGACCAGCAGCCAUGUCUGCCUGCAGCACCUUUACAGAGCACGUGUGGAAACCAGGCGAGUGCAAGAACUGCUUUAAGCCGAAGAGUCUGCACUGUCUGGCUCAGAGUGGUGGUGGGAAACCUCCAUCUGAGCAAAGGCCUGCAUCCAAUCAGCAGCAGAUUCCUCCUCCUGUUGGGGCUAGAGCUAACCCCAACCUUAUUACACACUCCCAGAGGGCUGGUAGUGGAUCUGCACGCUCAGGACACUUUCGUCCACCUGUGGCCAAAAAACCCACCAUUGCUGUUAAGCCCACUAUGAUGCUGCCCUGCUCUUCUGCAGUGCUGGAUUCAGAUGGCAACCCACAGCAUCCAGUAAAUGCAACAGAGCAAGGCAAAACAUCGGCUUUUACUUUGUGCAAUCGCAAUGGACUCAACUGUAAGAGACCCAGCGGGCCAAGCAAUAACAACGAAGGCGAGGAAGGCAGCGAGGAGAUUGAGGGUUAUGGCCAUCUUAGCCCAAGGACUCCCAGUGGAAAUAACAACAGCGGAUUGACAGAUGUCCUUAAGGAGAUUGCUGGUUUGGGCCCUGACUGUUGCCCCACACCCCAAUCUGGAUCCAAGGACUUAUUUUGGGGACGAAUCAGUAGUUCAUAUCGAAGGUCCUUAGAGAGAGGCCUACCAGCCUCCAGCUGUCUGGCCAUAGGGAGCAGCAGCAGUGGUGGUGGUGGUGGUGGCGGCACUGCCCUAAAGAGAGUAUCCCUUAGUAAUAGUACCGAAAUCAUCAGCACAGAAGGUGGACGCUUCUGCUACCCAGAGUUUUCCAGUGAAGGUGAGGAUGAUGAUGAUGAUGACUAUGAGGAUGAAGAUGAGGAUGAAGACACUGACCAAGAUGAUGAUGAACAUGAGAGCUGGGAUGAAAGUGAUGAGGAGUUACUUGCCAUGGAGAUCCGUAUGCGAGGCCAACCGCGUUUUGCAAAUUUCCGCGCAGCCACGCUGUCACCUGUGCCCUUUGCUGCAGGGAAAAAAUGGAACACUGUGCCACUUCGCAACCGCUCCCUACAGAGGAUAUGCGCCGUGGACUAUGACGAUAGCUAUGAUGAGAUCUUAAAUGGAUACCCCUCAAUGAAUUCCAAUGGAAGUUUACUUCCCUAUGGUCCACGUGAUAUGCAGGGCAGUGCUUUCAUGUCAAACUCAGAGUCUACUACUUCUCCAGAAUCGUCAUCGUCCCUCCCAGAUUCUCAAACAACUUCGAGCAGUGGGGGCAGUGCCCACUGUGCUCUUAGAAACGGCUUACAAUCCCCCAAAUCCUGUAAGCCACCUGUCCCAUGUACCUCACCCACGAAAAAGGAGUCUGUCAGUAGAUCUAUCAGUCCUCUCAAGCAUGCUGAAACGCAUACGGCUGUUCUGGCCAUUAGGUUAGAGGACAACGAUCGCAGAGAAGGAAUGCCGAUGCCCAAAGCACUUCCAGGUCAACCCGUCACUAUAAGUUUUAGCCCCACAGAAGAGCAAGCAAAACCAUACCGUGUAGUAAAUUUGGAGAAAUCGCUCAUUUGUAAACCUUACACUGUGGUUGAUGUGUCUGCAUCCAUGGCUAGUAGGGAUGAGCAGUUCCCUGAUUCUUCCCUACAGCCCAAAAACCUUUCAAAGCCCACUAGCCCCACGUUAUUUAGCAGCACUUCCGUGGUCCAGCCCCUCUCUCCAAUGUCCCCGAUGUUCCCAUCUUCUCCGGUGAUGCCCACAUCGCCACCUUCUGCUGCUCUGUCCCCCCGAAAGAAAUCAGGCUGCGUUCGCUACCAGGAAGUGUGGACCUCAAGCACCAGUCCUCGACAGAAAAUACCUAAAGUGGAUCUGGCAGCUGGAAGUAAUCCUGGCCCCUCCAUCCCUGCCCAGUUCUGUAGUCACAAAUCAGCCCCUACAUCUCCCAUUGCUGGGCUGUCUUCCUCCCGAACUGUACCCGUGAAAUCCCCAAAUUUAUCUGAGAUCAAGUUCAACAGCUUUAAUAAUGCAGGCAUGCCUCCUUUCCCCAUUAUUAUUCGAGAUGAACCCGCCUAUGCCCGCAGCUCUAAAAAUGCUGUCAAGGUACCUAUCGUCAUAAAUCCAAGUGCAUAUGAUAACCUCGCUGUGUAUAAGAGCUUCUUAGGACUCCAUGGAGAACUUCCACAGGCAAAAGGGGUCGGUAGCAGGGUAACUAGCCACACCUAUGAGGAGAUUGGCUCUUCUGAGAGUGUCCAGACCUCAUCCACAGAGAAAACUCUUUCCGGUAGAGGCACAUCAACGCGAGCCUCAUUUGAGGAGAUUAAACUUUCCCCAGAAAAGGGGUCUAAAGCAGCAAAUUUGCAACCUAGAACCACUACAGAUUCCAGCACUGUAUUAAGCACUGUAAUGACCUCCACAGCUGGGGCCCUCUCUCCUUCUCUGUCAAUAAAUUGUCCUGCCAGCACUGCACACCAAACUAAAACCAGCCUUGCUGCUAACGCCGUCACACAUAAAACAGGUAGCGAUGCUUCUUGCAUUAAAGAUGACGAUACAAACUUGAGUUUUUCCUGUGGGACCGUGGUGGGACAUAGAGAGGAGGCCAGUGCUGUGCUCUCACAGAUUGUGGCUUCUAUCCAGCCCCCACAGUCCCCUCCAGAGUCACCCUCAGCACAGUCCAAGACUUUCAGUUCUGAAGAGCUUUACGCCCUCCCACCCGAUGCCAUGAAAGAGUCACCUCUUCGACCCAAGUCUCUCUUUUCCACCCACGAAGGCUGCCUUUCCAAGCCAAAGAAGGACAACACAUCAAAAGUUUUAUCAAAAUCCCAGAGUGCCUCUGCUGCCGUCCCACUCCCCAGUCCUAGGUCGGAGCCCAACCCCCCCUUUCCCCCUCCAAGGUCCACAUCUUCUCCUUACCAUGCUUCCAACAUAAUCCAGAGGCAUUUUGGUAACUGGACCAAGAGCUCAGCGUCCAGUUCCCCUCUACGACCCAGCGAAGGUGAAGCAAGCCCUGGUGGAGAGGGAAGACGUGUCCCAGCUGAAAGUGCCAAACCCAAACGCUGGAUCUCCUUCAAGAGCUUUUUCCGUCGACGGAAAGACGAGGAUGAGCAGAGGGAAAAGGCAGAGAAGGACAAGGAGAAAGGCAAGCUGGUCGGGCUAGAUGGAACGGUCAUCCACGUUCUUCCACCUCCACCUGCCCAGCAUCAGCACUGGUUUGCUGAGGCAAAACCAGAGGAUCCCACCCAAAAACCGACUAUUAUAUUCACAUUCAAGCCAGACACAAGCAGUAAUCCUGGCAACGGAGAAGGAGAACUACGAAUAGAGGAGUGCAGAGAGACUGAUAUACUAUCAACCCAUGAGAGCAAGGAAUCUGCUCCUCCGAGCCCAGGUCAGACUUCCAAAAACGCUGGAGGAGAUGUCAUCAGCAAGGACCCCAGCCAGCUGCCAGCCAGCAAUGCCAGGGACCGGGAGGUACCUACUGCCACGUCCCUGCCCGCCAAAGUCAAUCUGGGGCUGGUGUUAGGGGAGCGAGAGCACCGCCAUGCCAGCCCGGCUGUCCCCCCAGCCUCCGCCAGCGAGGGCAGCGCCAGCCUCGGAGAGCCGGAGGAGGACGGGAACCUCUCCCAUCACUCCCACUCUCCUGCCUCCAGCCUGUGCAGCGCCACCUACAGCAACCUGGGUCAAUCCAGAGCCAACAUGAUUCCCCUCAAACAGCCACGGAAUAUCAAAGCAUCCAAUGACACCUUAGCCUCCAUCGACUUUGACGGCUUCACUGACCAGCCAACGCCCAAAGCCACACCGCCGCCUCUGCCAAAGAAGGCUGUUCCUCGUUCCACCACUGAACCUGCCCUGGGGGUUAAGGAGCCCAUUAGACCCCGGGCCGAAGCUAAACCCGGAGGCACCAACCUGAGUGUGGCCAACCCGCUGUACGACUUGGACUCCACCUGGGAGACAGCCAGCCAGAGCUCCUCUCACAGCUCUGAGCCUCAUCGAGCCCAUGAGAGCGGGGACUCUUUGGAAAGGCCGUCAUCUAACACAGCCUGUAGCACGGGCCGUCUGGCAAACAGCGUGUCGUCCCUGGUGACCCCACCUGCACCUGCUACGCCCACUGCCACCGCUGGUCGGGAGAGGAAGGUGUUCCCAAGCACGGAGUCUCUGGCCGGAAGGGGUCGGACAGCCGGUCGAGGUGUCGGCGCUGCAGCAGCAGGGGGCUCCAAACCACAGAGACCUGCCCUGUACAGGGGGUUAGACACCUGGGAUGAAGUGGUGGGGAGAAUCCGGGGACUCCACACAGACACUCUGCGGAAGCUGGCUUCAAAGUGUGAAGACCGCUUCAUGGCUGGCCAGAAGGAUCACUUAAGAUUUGGCACCGACAGCUGGUCCCACUUCAGGCUGACCACUGGCAAACCAUGCUGUGAGGCGGGGGAUGCCGUUUACUACACCGCCUCUUACGCCAAGGACCCACUGGUCAACUACGCCAUCAAGAUCUGUCGGAGCCACGUGAAAGAGACCCAGCAGCAGUUCUUCCACAGCCUGGCAGUGAGGCAGAGCCUGCCCGUGCACUUCAACAUCCAGCAGGACUGCGGGCACUUCCUGGCCGAUGUCCCCACCCGCCUGCUCCCCUGGGUGGAGGACGUGGAGGAGGAGAAGGAGGAGAAAGAGGAAGAAGGAGAAAGGGAGCCAGAGGAAGAGGUUAAAUUGACAGACUCUAAAGCAUCUGCUCCAAACGGUAAACUAGAUGAAGCCCCGGCAGCGGGUAACAUGAACACCACGGGCCGCUUGAGGAGCCGAGUGGUGGUGAUUACACGGGAGGUGCCCUUCCAGACCGUGGCUGACUUUGUGAGAGAAGGCAUGGCCAGACACGCUCACAACCCAGAGCUGUACGAGCGUCAGGUCUGCCUGCUGCUGCUGCAGCUGUGCUCGGGCCUGGAGCACAUGAAGCCCUACCACGUGACCCACUGCGACCUGAGACUGGAGAACCUGCUGCUGGUCCAGUGCCAACCUGGCAACCCCUGGAACCUGGACGUACUUGAGCCCAACAACAACGGCGGCAGCAGCGGUGCGGGCACGACAGCUGCCAACGCCGCCGCCAACGCCACCUGCCCCGCCCGCCUCAUCAUCAGCAACUUCUCGCAGGCCAAACAGAAGAGCAACCUCAUGGCCACCGACCCCAGCGCGCUGCGCGACCAGUCCCGGCUGGCGCCCGAGAUCAUCACGGCCACGCAGUACCGCAAAUGCGACGAGUUCCAAACGGGGAUCCUCAUCUACGAGAUGCUGCACCGGCCCAACCCGUUCGAGGAGACGCCGGAGCUGAAGGAGCGCGAGUACACGUGGGCCGACCUUCCGCCGCUGCCGGUCAAGUCGCUCUACUCACACGGCCUGCAGCAGCUGGCCAGGCUCCUGCUCACAGUCAACCCCUCCGAGAGGAUCCGGAUGUCGGAGGCCCGGGCCUGCCUGCAGUGCCUUCUCUGGGGCCCCCGGGAGGACCUGUUCCAGGCGCUGGGCUGCAGCAGCACGGGGCCCGUGUCGGGGCCCACCGCCGGCCAGCGCGAAGCCACCCUGCAGAACUGGCUGGACCUGAAGCGCACGCUGAUGAUGAUCAAGUUCGCGGAGCGCUCGCUGGACGCGGCCUGCAGUGUGAGCCUGGAGGACUGGUUGUGCUGCCACUACCUGGCCUUCGCGUCCACAGAGACUCUGAGCCGGGUGGUGCACAUCCUGCAGCCGCCGCCCCACGCCCACGGCCAGCCCCCGCAGCCGCCGCCCAGCCAGGCCCAGACACACCUCACGCACACGGUCCACUUGGCUCAGUCACAGCCACUCUGACUUCCUCAGCCUGACUGUUACCAUGGCAACCGAUCCAACUCCCCCCCCCCCACGGUCCCUCAGCUGAUGCUAAAGUGUGAUGUAAUCUAACCAUUAACGCUGUCGCAGCCUCCGCCUCACAGAUGCCCGGGCAGGGAGACUCUGACUCUGACCUCAUGGUCACCACGUUCUCAAUUCAAAUCCCAAAAAACUCCUCAUCCUCACAUGCUGUGCGCAGUCCCAAUUUUGAAAAAGUAAACCCAACCUAGGGGUGUGAAAUGUAAGGAGAGAGGUGCAUUUGAAAUGAAGGGAAAAAGAAAUGCAGAUGUUUUUAAAUGAAAAAAACUGAGGUGGACAAUGUUUCACCAGAAAAGCCAAAGAUCAGCCACAAGCUGCCCUUUUGGAGAUACGUUGCCAGAUUUUUAUCAGAAAUGUUACUUUUCAUUGCACAGCACAGCUAGACAUGAAAGCUGGUUGAUUUUCAUACAGUUAAGCCCAAAGCUGGAGGCCGAGCAGUGUCCUCACAUCUCGUUUAGGCUUCAGAGCUGGUCCACCGGUCUGGUCACUCACCCGAGCAUGUGCAAUUGAUGUCUUUGUUUUAUUUCUUCCGGAGGCAACGGCUUAAGACCGUUUCCACACAGUCCUUUUUACUAAAUUCUCUCGUUUUGUGGCACAUAAACUGAUUCAUUUGAUAUCACUCCUGAAACUUCACAUGUAAAAAAAAAAAAAGGAAACCAGAGGACGGGAGGUCCCAGGGGCUGAAAAGAAGUUACUCUUCAUCUGUGGGUUUUUCAAACGGAUGACAAUUGCACUUUCAGUCCGGUCAAAAUGAGAAUGAAGACAGGAAGCGACUGAGAGAAGAGUCAUGUGAAUUCCAGGCUCUGGAUGUGGCUGGUCUGGCGAACACUCUUAACCUUGUCUCAUUCUCUCACCAAACUCACUCCUCUUCCAAUGGAACCACUUUGUUACACACCAGAGCUCUUUGUGCUCAAGACAGCCUCGAAGAGAGAGUGACCGCUCAACCACUGAGACUGGCUCCCCUUCCUCCUGCCUUGUUUCCCGUCCUCUUGCUGUAAUCCGGCCAAUCAGGCUGCCCGCCGGCCAGCCGACUUACCGAGUCAAAUAAAUGUUUGUUAUUGAUCAGAGCCUUUCGGCACGGAGUGGACGGGAGGAAGGGAGUCGCACUUUGGGAUCAGCGUCCUGUGUUUGUUUUAAUGCAAAUGUACAGCAGAAACUUGAUGGUCCACAGACUGACAAUGAGUCGCAGCAGAAGAGUUUGUUGCUGAGUGUAAGUGUAGUGAGGAAUGUGUGUGGGACAGCACUGGUGGCUGACCUUAUGUCCAGAGAUUUAAGCCUUUAUAUAUUAUAACCUUGUAUCUAUUUUAAUCCACACACUAUUUUGUUGAGUACAGAGCACCUCUAUUUCUCUCUUUAGAAUCUUAACACGCUUUUAUCCAUUACAGCUUUACUUGACUUUCUUCCACCUCGCAUGAUCUGAGGGAAGAAAAAGAUGAGUAGUCAUCACUGUCCUGCACAAAGGACAGAUAGGUAACAGCUAAACAAUGUACAGUGUUUUUACCCCUCUUGUAAAUGUACCCGUUUAGGAGAAAAACCACUUUGGCUGAAGGACGACUUUUGAACCCAGCAUUAAAAACCCAACACUCGCCAAUCAGAAAACAACUAAAUCGUUGCUCAUUUGACUUUUUUUGCCACUGAACCCAGAAAUACCGACGCCCUCUGUAUUCUUCGCUUAAGGAUGUGUACAGUUUGUCUCCUGACCUGCCGCCAGUUAUUGUUGAUCAAAUUAACCAAAUGUAACAGAACAAUAAAUAUAUGUUUUUAUAGAUA
Molecule: messenger RNA, 7725 nt
Organism: Menidia menidia (Atlantic silverside)
Lineage: Eukaryota; Metazoa; Chordata; Actinopteri; Atheriniformes; Atherinopsidae
Source: the annotation of a GenBank genome assembly